AUGAUGAUUAACCCGGAAAGCGUUGAAGAAUUUUACACGUUCGGACAGCAAUUCAAGGAGUUGAUCAUCGAGUCUGCGAACAUUUCUAAAAAGAACCUUGGGUCUGUUGGUCGGAAGCACAAGUUGCUCGCCUCCUAUUCGUUGCAGAAUGAAGUGUACAAAUGCCGGUACAUUCUGGAAGAGGAUGCGGUCGAAGAAUUCUUUGGGUUCGGAAACAUGGGCGUUUUGACGAGGAACGACGUCAUCAUUCAACGUACAUUUUCAACCGACUUCGACAUCAAAGAUGUUCUCUGGUGCGACUUCUCACCCGCCAUAGGAAGCCCUAUGUGGAAUAACUGUUUUGUUUUGCUCGGUUCCAAUGUCAUGGAUGUUUACCUAAACAACGGUGAAAUGUUCGGUCUAACUUUGCCUUUUAAUGUUCAGCGUUGCUUCACGGCGUCGUUUGGACUCAUUUUUGAACGAGUACCUAUGAAAACGAAAAGUGAGAUGCAGACGGUUCCUACGAUUUUCUCCCUGAGCCACCCUAUGAACGAAUUGCUUCCGGUUGUUUAUCGAACUUCUGAAAACAAAUCCGCGGCUCAUUACUUGGCAAAAUACUUGACCGCGGAUUUCAUAUCCGUAGUAUUCUCGUCCAGCGAUUCGUUCAUUUUGACAUACAACCGUAAAACCGGCCUCCACGGUGUCUGGUAUUCAAGGAAAGCUUCAAACGAGGAAGCUUCUGCUGCAGCUCAAUGCUUGGAAGAGUCUUUCUUAUCAAUGAUGGACGCAUCGUCACUUGUGGCGGACGUUUCAGCUGGUUUAAAUGUUACCAUCAGUGGCGGCGGCAACGUACUGCGCGAAACUCGUUCGACUAAUGUUCCUGCAUCGUCGUUGACCAAUUUGACACAGGGCGCGGGCUCAUCACAGCAAGUCAGCACUGGGUCCAGUUCGGAGGCGCUGCUAAAGCUGUCAGCAAGUAUCCAAAGUGCAACCGGCGGCUGUUCGCACAGUUUUGGAAAACAGAAGAGCGAUUCGGCCAUCAUGACAACUAGCAGCGUACUUACCCCCGGCGAUGGUUCAAAGUCGACUUUGCUGAAGUUUUUGUCACCGUUAACUCCUACAUCAGAACCCCAGAAGCGCCAGUCACCUGCCGUAUCGAGACUUAUGCAGAUGAGGCAAGUGUUUUAUCACUUUGGUAAGACUUGUCACAGAUCGCCGGUGCUAACAGCGAUGUCCAUUAGCGAAGGGUAUCCGACUCCGGCCAGCCGCAAAAACCAAUCAGUUUGUUCCACUACCAAUCGCAAUAAUGUUACGGAAAGUAAUUUCUAUUGGCCGGCCGAACCACCCAUUCCUGACAUCUGCAUGGUGUUGCUGUGGCAAGAAAAGGCGAUAUUCAAAAGUGAUGCUAGAGCAGCGAAGGCAUUUGUGUCGACCGACAUCGUCGGACAGCCUUUUCUCUUCUACCUAAUUCGAGAAAUGCAGCAACUAAGGUGCCUGAAGUUUUAUUACAAAGAUGACGGUUGCCCAGCAGUUUCGAAUGAUCCGUUUCAAGUGAUCAGUUGUAGGGAUGCAUGUCCCUGUCUGGUAAAUAUUGGUAUUUGA
This is a messenger RNA of Soboliphyme baturini, 1581 nucleotides long. The record is from the annotation of a GenBank genome assembly. NCBI's taxonomy places the organism in Eukaryota, Metazoa, Nematoda, Enoplea, Dioctophymatida, Soboliphymatidae.